UCAGUGUGGCCCCAGAAGUGCCACCUGUCAGUGCUCAUCAGUGCCAGUGCCCAUCAGUGCCACAUGCCAGUGCCACAUCAAUGCCACAUAUCAGUGAAUACCAGUGCACAUCAAUGCCACAUAUCAGUGCCCAUCUGAGCUGCCUUUCAGUGUCACUCAUCAGUACCAGUCAGUGCCACCUAUCAAUUUCCAAUCAGUACCACCUAUCAGUGCUGCCAAUCAGUGCCACCUAUUAGUGUCCAUCAGUGCAGCCUAUCAGUGCCCAUCACUGCAGCCUCAUUAGCGCACAUCAGUGAAGGAGAAAAAUCACUUAUUUACAAAAUUGUAUAA
Staurois parvus is the source of this 330-nucleotide messenger RNA. NCBI's taxonomy places the organism in Eukaryota, Metazoa, Chordata, Amphibia, Anura, Ranidae. The record is from the annotation of a GenBank genome assembly.